Molecule: messenger RNA, 4451 nt
Organism: Mesocricetus auratus (golden hamster)
Lineage: Eukaryota; Metazoa; Chordata; Mammalia; Rodentia; Cricetidae
Gene: Znf365
Product: zinc finger protein 365
Exons: 5
Coding region: 468-1694 (408 amino acids)
Biological process (GO): telomere maintenance; regulation of neuron projection development; regulation of DNA strand resection involved in replication fork processing
Cellular component (GO): centriolar satellite
Source: RefSeq, a predicted model, not a curated record
UCCUGCUGGCAGCUCUUCCUGAGUGCUUGUCAGUAGGGAUCCAUCUUCACGCCCACUUUCGCUGGCCCCUGUAACUGGGAAGCACUUUCCUGGGCCUGCAGCAUCUCAGCUGGGCAAGGCUGGCAUGCAUCCCCGCCUCCAGCUCUGGGGACCAUCCUGGAUCCCUCCCUGUGAUGUCAGCGGAAUCCUGAGCUAGACUGAGGGAAAGGCCCAGGAUCUCCACCAGAGGAGUCCAGAUGGGGUGGACCCAGGGGUGGCCGCCCGGGGCCGGAGCGCCAACCUCGCGUCCCCGGGCGCCGCCCCCGUGUCCCGCCCGCGCCACGCUCCGCCCCGGUCGCCGCUCGUCCCGCGUGGGAGCCGACCCGGCUCAGCCUGAUUUACGGCUCUGCUGAAAACCGCUCGUGCGGCUCCCGCAGCAUCAGCACCGGCGGCUGCAGCGGCAGCAACAAGUCGGGACUUUCAGAGUGAUGCAACAGACGACUUUUGAGGAAAGCCGGUACCGUUGGCAGGACUCGCUGGAGAAUGUCGCUGUGUGCCUGCCAUUCCGCUGCCCAAGGUGUGGAGACCAUACCAGAUUUAGAAGCUUGUCGUCCUUGAGGGCCCAUCUGGAAUUCAGUCACAGCUACGAGGAGCGGACCCUCCUGACAAAAUGCAGCCUCCUGCCAUCUCUGAAAGACGCAGACCUAGUCAGGUCCUCGGAACUCCCGAAGCAGGGAAAACUGCUCCGGGGCCACGCCAAGGUGACCAAGCAGAAGCCCAGCUAUGUUAACUUGUACAGCAUCUCCCACGGGCACUCCAAGGACCCGAAGCCCUUUGAGGUGGUGGCGGAGAGGCCCGUGUCCUAUGUGCAGACCUACACGGCCGUGGACAUUCGGGCUGACUCUCUGGAAGCCCCCCGAUCGAGCCCUGGACUUCCCACCCCAGACACCAAAGCUGCUUUCGAGGCCCACGUCCGAGAAAAGUUCAAUCGCAUGGUGGAGGCGGUGGACAGGACCAUCGAGAAGAGAAUCGAUAAACUCACCAAAGAGUUGGCCCAGAAAACCGCGGAACUGUUGGAGGUCCGGGCAGCCUUCGUGCAGCUCAAUCACAAGAAGCAGGAGGUUCAGAGGCGAGAACGCGCCCUGAACAGACAGGUGGACGUGGCCGUGGAAAUGAUCGCGGUGCUGAAACAGCGCCUCACAGAAUCCGAGGAGGAGCUCCUGAGGAAAGAAGAAGAAGUUGUCACAUUCAACCAUUUCCUGGAAGAGGCUGCUGAGAAGGAAGUUCAAGGGAAAGCGAGGCUCCAGGACUUCAUUGAGAACCUCCUGCAACGGGUAGAACUGGCGGAAAAGCAGUUGGAGUACUAUCAAAGCCAGCAGGCCUCCGGCUUCAGCCGCGAUAUCAGCGAGCACGUGCUCACAGACAUCUCAUCGAAUAGGAAGCCCAGAUGUCUAAGCCGAGGGCAUGCACAUUCUGUGUGUAACCACCCAGAGCUGAGGGCCCAUCUCCACCUAAAGGGGAGGAGCUACCUGAAGAAGGCCAAGGAUGAAAGAGUCGGGAUGCAGCCUGCCAAGGCCAUUCACGAACAGGCUGAGUCUCCAAGAGAAUUCUUCAGACCAGCGAAGAAGGGGGAUCAUCUGGGCCUGAGCAGGAAAGGCAACUUCAGGCCCAAACUGGCUAAGAAGAAGCCGACAGCAAUUGUGAAUAUCAUCUAGAGCAUGGGUGGCUCGGAGACAUCGCCACAGGGCUUGGGGAAUGAUGUCCCAGGGGCCAACAGGGUUGUCCUUUUGGGCAUGUUGCCGUAGGAAGACACCGCAGAGCAAGGGGCCCACAGGGACACCCUGAUGAACCAGAAGUUAGCAAAGGGGGUCUCUGUGAACCAAGAUUGUAUUUCAACCUACUUGAGGUGCAAGCAAAGCAAAUUACAUAAACAAUAAGAAAUACUAAAGUAAAAUUUGAGUUCUGGUAGACAUGAACCCAUAACUUCUAGAAUAAUUGGCCCGGUCUCCAGCAGUCCUGGCAUCUGGACUUCUGUGCAGUGGUCAUUACUCAGGUCACACAAGAUGCCAGGCCCUCAUGUCCACUGCUCUCUGCAUUAUGGGGCAAGGAAUGUGACUGUGAAGUUCUUCUACUUUUUAAAAAGCUAUAUCUUAUUAUUGUUGGUGUUUUGAGGCAGGGCCUGGCUCUGCUAUGUAGCCCAGGCUGGCUUCGAACUGGCAGUAAUCCUCCUGCCUCUGCCUCCCGGGUGCUGGGAUUACAGGCAUGUGCCACCACACCCAGCUGGGAGUGUAAAGUUCUGGCCAGGGUAGUGAAAUAAAAGGUCUUUGUUCUUGUUUGUGUUUAAAUUCCCCUUGAUACAUUUGAAAGUCUCUGUAGAAAAAGUUCCGGAUACCCUUGAGUGUUCUGGUUAAUCAAGACUUCAUUCUCCUGGGUGGCUUACUGAUGGGUUCAGUUAGACCUUGGUUCUCACUUUGCCAGGUGGCUUUUAGGUUUGUUUAAUUCAGAUCUGGGGUCCUUCAGAACACAUUCAUUCAGAUUUGGGCGCAUCCCACCUGCCUUCUUUGGCUAAGCACGUGACACCCUCAGAGCUGUCUGCCAGCCUGUACCUAGGUAGCUGCUAAAACCCUUGGGGUCAGCAGCAUCAUUGGUGCGGUGUCCGAGUUCUUGAAGUGCCAGAGGAUGGCACAUUCAGCGUACCAGGAACACCCUGGACAUGCUGCAGGGACGCCCAGCUUCUGCUGCCACCUGCUUCCCCGGAAGUACCACAGGCUUGCUAUCUGUUAACUGUGAGCAAGCAUGCCCUUCUCUUUGCUGUUUUCUUUUUCUACCCGGAAGCUCACUUCACCUCCGAUUGCUUCUAUGACUAGUGUACACUUCCCACCUGUCAGCCAUACACCUAGGGUGUUCAUUGUGCAGUGCAUUCUAUUGUAAUUUCAGGAAAAAUAAAAGGAUGUAUGACCUCUGACACCAUCCUCCGCAAAUGGUAUUGUUCCCGUAGAAGAACUCUCAAGAAUCUCCCAUUUUUUUAAAUGUUCUUCUAGAAGGAAUGUCCAUGUUUUUCCUUAAAUCGCACAAUACUAUCAGGUCUCUAGAGUGUGCACAUGCUGACAUCCUUCCUCAAACAGGGAUAAUGUUGUCCAUAAGUAUAUACAUAUAUAAUACACAUACAAUAUAUAUAUAUGUCAAGCAUAUUAAUAAUUUAUUUUUAAAUACUCAUGGAAGAUGUAUGUGUUUGUGGUGGGUGGCUUUAAAACUAUAUAACUUUGCUUCUGGAAAUCAAAUUCUCUUACUUCAAAAAUGAGAACUAUAACCUAAUUAACACUAGUAGAAUUAUUGUUAUUGCAACAAUCAUCUGAGUAGCAUUACAUUAAAAAUAGAUAAUAAAGCAGUUACUUAGGAUGACAAUAAACUGAAAAGGAGAACUCAUCAUCUUCAGAUGCUUUGAGCCUCUCCUCAUGGAAAGGCUGAUGCUUGAGUCCUCACUGACUUCUGGCUUCUGGGGGCAGAUCUUCUGUGUGGUGUAUAUAGGCAGAUACCAAGGGAAAGAACACAGCUGUGGAUGUCACUGUUGAGGCUGAUGUUGUGGGAACGGUAGUAUUAUCAUUUAUUUAGAUAAGAAAUCUCCUCCAUAGUUAUUUAUUAUUGAGGUUCAUGUCAUGAUUGCAUUUUAGCUUUCCCCAGACUGAAGAUGUGACUGGGUGAUCGUAUUGCAUGCUCCCUGUCCCUUUGUAGUAUGUACUCAACACCACCAGCUUGGUUUUGAAGAUAGUAUAGCCGGACUUGUUUCUCAUUUUAUUUAAAGUAAUUCAUUGUUGGUGUUUAUUGAACAUGCCGAGGAGGAAUGGCAGCCCUCUUUAACAGUGAUACACAUUCAUCUUUGGGAAGCACUGUAAUGUUGUGUCUACUCUAUAGACGUUACACAAGACAAAUGGUUUUGAGAUUUAAUUACUAAAUUAAAAACUUCUUUUAAGUUUCAUCUGGAUUCUGACCCCCAUGCAAGGAAAUGUACUAAGCUCAAUAGACUUCCUAGGGACAUAAAUCUGCUGUUGAAGUACGGGAACUGGUUCGGGGAGGGGAUCAUUCAUUCACACCAUGGCCAAGUUCCAUUUAUGCACUAUCUUCAGGUUUGUUUUUUGUUCCCUGAGGCAAUCAACCUUAGAUUUGAGACAGUGACUUUUUGAAUAAAUCACCAAAGUUUUUGAGAAACAAUAGUCAAUGUUUAACUAAUGUAAAAAUUGAACUUUAUUAUUUGUUUUGUAAGGGGAAAAGAUCUGCUCUUUCCUCCCAACCUUCCCCCAGAAACUAAGAACAUAUUCUUAUCUGUAAGUGUGGCUUGCUUGGAAGCUGUUUUCCAGUAUUCUGCAGGGUCAGUUAAUUGUGUAGAAGUUAGAAUAUUUCUGAUCCCAGGGUGAAAAAAGAGGAAGUUUUUAGAUUAUGAAAUAUUAUGAUAAUAAAGUUAUAUUUCUGACUAA